Messenger RNA from Pyricularia oryzae 70-15, 5315 nucleotides. RefSeq names its product sugar transporter STL1. Gene Ontology annotation, cellular component: membrane. Gene Ontology annotation, biological process: transmembrane transport; carbohydrate transport. The coding region runs from base 3608 to 5209 and encodes 533 amino acids. The transcript is spliced from 5 exons. NCBI's taxonomy places the organism in Eukaryota, Fungi, Ascomycota, Sordariomycetes, Magnaporthales, Pyriculariaceae. Gene Ontology annotation, molecular function: carbohydrate:proton symporter activity. The record is from RefSeq and is a predicted model, not a curated record.
GUCGAUUUGGAUAUACCGGUAGGUACUACAUGUCUUAAUGAUUUGAUAAACUACAGGUCAACAUGCCUUGCACCUGUGGGCUACUAUAGUACAGUGGAUUAUAGUGGGUCACAGUGGCCAGAUAAGCUUUGGCCAAGUCGAGCACUAGCUUGGGCAGGCUGGAAUGACUGGACCUUGGGAAGGUGUGCUGGUAGAUCGCACUACGCACUCCAUCCAAUACAUGGCUCUCCUACCCGAUAAAUCAGGCUGCACGUUGAAAAAAAAAGUGACCCAACUUGGGGAGAUGCCAAACCAGGCCAAAGACCACGCGGAUGAGUUGCGAAGGGUCCUGCAGCAGUUGGAGCAGGCAGACAGGAUUGCAACGAGCUGGAGCAAAAGAUGCUUCGAAGCGAUAACCCGAGGACCACAGCCCGCCAGGCGCUUAUCUAUCUUCGACAUCAAUUCAAUAUAGACAUGAAUGAACACCAAGGAUGCCUGGCUAUACGGGCCUCUCACCUCGUCAGCAGGGCCCAAUAUCGCCCAUGCCUGGGCCUUAUGAUGCGCACCGGCUGUCGUCAUUUACGAGGGUUUAGGCCUCGGUCAGGUGGCAUCUCUUGGGCACCUCGGUCAAGCUUUGAUCGUCGCAAGGCAUGUAGACAAGCAGACAGGCAUGAGGUAGCUGCUGUUCGCUCCGAUUCCUCGAAAGAGUACCUGGAUACCUGGCUUUCUGACUACCUGACUACUUGACUAUCUCCUCACAUGCCUACAUGCCUACCUGCCUACCUGCCUGCCUCCCUCCAUGCCCAUAUGAGUACCUACAUAUCCAUGUCUCUGCCUACCUCCUACCUGCCAUCGAACACUCCCCUCCUGUCUUCGUCAGCAGGUCCCUCGUUAUGCCCGAAAUACACUCCUUGACGCCUUCGAGCAGCGUCACCACGCCCAGGGUCAACUCUGUCCCCGCAAAAUCAAUACCCAUCGGAUCCCCGCAGACCUUCAGCGCCGAUGCCUCCUCGAGCGACUCCCAUAGCUGCAGCAGGUCCAACGAUUCGAUGGGAGGGUAGACGCGAGUCUCGCUGGGCCCGGGCAUCCUGGCAUCAUUCUCGGCCACAAAGAAUUCGAUAAGCUGCCGCAGCUGUGUAGGUGUCACCGCUGACCGGUGGAUCACGCCCAGAGCCUGCGCCCACAUGUCCUUGACGUGGUCGUCGCCCUUGUCCUGGUGGAAAUGCGGGUUGCGCGUCUCGAUCUGCAGAACCUCGACCAGGUCGUUCCAGUGCCGACCUGCGGCAUUCUUGGACGAACAUCCCUCGUGGCUGCUUCCAAAUUGCUCCAAGAGGUCCAGGUACUGAAACGGUUCGACAGCAAACCCUCCCGCAAAACACAUCUUGAGGGCGAGCUCUAUCGACAUGGCAUGCUCGCCUGCGUUGCCGGUCGCAAUGAUGUCCGAGUCCUUGGCACCAAUCUCCGAAAGUAGUCUGUUGAGCCAUCGGUUGGUGAUACGGGAGCUCCUACCCUCCUUGGCGAACUCGAGUUUCCCAUCACGCACCUUUGGCUUGGAGCCCCAACUCAGCCUCACCAUUGCUUUGCCAGUCUGCCUGCCAACUUGGGCAAGGUGGAGGCCAGCCGCGAAGGCCUCGCAGUACUCACGGACGGACCCAGGAACAAAGUUAUCGGCGUCGAUGAAGCCCACGUAUCUGCGCCCAGUGGCGGCGGCAAGAGCUGCACCAACCAGCAUGGCCUCUCCCUUGCCGUUCCGGAUUCUUUGUGUGGUCGGAUCGACAAGCUCCGGCAUCCCGGCGGUCAAGAAAGCUGCCGCAAGUCCCGGAUCCUGCUGGUGCACGGCGAUGGCCGACCGGUGGCUGAUGCGACUGAAGCGGUGGAGAGCGUCCAUCUCGCGGUCAUAAGCCUCGAUGUGACUGCUGUUGGAGACGAGUAUGACGAGACUCUCGUGGGGAAUUCCAGAGAGCACACCUUCGAUUGUAGCAAUGUCCUCGUCCAUACAGGGGACGACUAUCGCCAUCUGAGCGGCGAUGCUGCGCAAGGCCGACGGCUGGACUACAUCGUUGUCUGGGACGGAUAUCAAAGAGAUGAUGCUGUUGCUUCCCGAGUCGAGCUCAAUUACUUUCUGGAGCGCGUGGAUGCGCACGCCGCCGAUGCGGGUGCUUUUGGUGGAAGUACUCAGGCGCAUUGUGCUUUUUUUAUAUGCCUAGAUCACUACUUAUUACUCAUGAAGAUAUUCCAUGUAUGCUGUGUUACAACUGCUUACCGAAACCAAAACGUCUACGAUGCAAUUGUAUAGCAAGCAUCAGCAGACAACCAACAGUAUUCGGUUCACGAACCGAUUCAACAUAUCAAAGGACCUGAUUUGACAUGGCUGCUUGGCGUCGCCCUAUAGGGAUCGUCAAGCACUAGACCUAGUCAAUUCAGGCCUGCAGCCCAUCCUUCUCAGCCGCAGACCAUACCAACCCCGGCUCAGCUGAUCCUUCGACGAAGUGCCGGAUAAUCCGAUCGUUUAUUGGCAGUGCAUUGUAUUUGUUUUUCUUCAUUGGCACUGGCAGUACGGCUUCGGAUAAUCACCCGCCGACUGAUUGUCUGGGCGAACGUCUGGCGCGCCUGCAAUAUCAUCUGCCUAUCACGCUGUCAAUGAGCCAAGGUAGCUGUGCCGUCGCAUGGCCAGAGCCUCAAUGACGCAGACCUAUCGAGUCUGAGCAUGGUUGGCAAUUCACCCGUCUCAUCGCCAGAAAUAGCAGCACCGUGGCCGAAUCCUGACCAUACCGAGACGCAGUGAUUUCGACUCCCGCAGCGACAUUGCACUCGUGGUCUUUCCUCAUCGCCCACCGAGAUCCAGCCUACGACAAGUUCGCGCAGAAUGACUAGAUUUGAACCGUGUCAAUUGGACAGUGAGCACUGCCUCGGUCCAAGCCACCGGGUCGCGUAUUGGGUCGUGCGAGUCUUGUUGCGCGUGUCUAUCGACCCCAAUUGCUUUUUAUAGUUUGGAGUCAUCAGAAACAACCAUGAGCGCAAUCGCAGGAUUCUUGAGUUGACAGUGCUGUCGUUCGGAGAGGCUGACUUGGAACCUCAAGCUAUAGCUGCAAUUCAGACGACUCGAUAGUUUGAGCUAUCGCGCAUUACUGCUCGUCGUCAAUGUCGGGUGUGAUGCCGAAACUAAUUUCGGCUGGCCCAAAAAAAGCAAGACGCCUGCCUUGUCGAGACUGGAGUCUGUGGAGAAUUACGUAGUGAAAUACCACGCGAAACUAGAUCUCCAGGUUCAAUCUGACCCAACGAGGCUAGAACCGUGGGGUGCCCGCCUCUCCAGGUUGCUUCUCCAAUUGCCGCUCUCACCCGAACUGACUCGGACCAACCGACCCGCAGGCCGGCUUCCAAGGCCGUUGGUAGGGAACUCCACUCUGGGGCCCCGACAACUUUUGCGCGGGAAAUUGACGUCAGCGAACUGGGCCUAUUCUGUCGGAUUACCUUGUUUGGUAAUCCGGUAAGUAGAUGGGCUGAAGGUGCAGACCGCGUGACGCGUGUUGAAUGUUGAGAGCACUGUAAGUAUAAAGAUGAUCCCGCAUGUCAAGUCAUCCGAAGAUCGGUUGCUAUCAUUCUAACCAGAAACCAGAAAUCAGGAACAAUGUGGCUGACGGAUAAGUUUUACGGCCUUCGAGGCAAGAGCCUCAACUAUGCAAUCGUCUGUAUUGCUGGUGUGGACUUUUUACUCUUUGGAUAUGACCAGGGCGUUAUGGGAGGUAUCCUUACCCUCCCAGUCUUCCUUAGCCAGUUCCCGACCAUCAACCCCGAGGCUGAUGGCCUGACAUCCAUCGAGUCUGCCCAACGUGCCACCAACCAGGGUAUCGCCGUCGCAUCAUACAAUCUCGGGUGUUUCGUGGGAGCCGUCAUCGCAAUCUGGAUCAGUAACCCUCUCGGACGCAAGCGUAUGAUCAUACUCGGUACCUCCAUCAUGGUCGUUGGAACUAUCAUCAAGAUCACUGCGUUUUCUCUGGUUCACCUGGUCAUUGGAAGAAUCAUCAUGGGCUUGGGCAACGGCAUGAAUACCAGCACGGUACCGACUUGGCAGUCCGAGACCAGCAGUUCACACAAGCGCGGAAAGAUGGUCAUGAUCGAAGGCGCCCUCAUCACUUGCGGUAUCAUGAUCUCGUACUGGAUCGACUUGGGAUUGUCUUUUGCUCCUGGGUCUGUGGCCUGGCGAUUUCCAAUUGCGUUCCAGCUCGUCUUUUGCUUCUUCAUCCUCGCCUUUGUCUGGAACUUACCCGAGUCGCCGCGCUGGUUGAUCCUUAAGGGUCACCAUGAAGAGGCCAAGCUGGUCAUUGCAGCAAUUGCGGAUCUGGAAGUCGAGGACAACUUUGUCCAGAAUGAAUUCCUCGCAAUCAAGGAAACGGUCGAGGAAAUGUCCAAGGGUAGCUUCCGAGACUUGUUCGCAACCAACGAAAACCGGAAUCUGCACCGAACGUUCUUGGCGUACCUCAACCAGGUCUUCCAACAAAUUUCGGGUAUCAACCUCAUCACUUACUAUGCUGCUGUCAUUUACUCGGGGCUGGGCAUGUCAGACUUCAUGUCUCGGUUGUUGGCGGCCUUGAACGGCACCGAGUACUUUAUAGCUUCAUGGCCGGCUGUGUGGCUUGUGGAGAGGGUGGGAAGGAGAAAGCUGAUGUUGUUUGGAGCGGCCGGACAGGCUCUAACCAUGGCGGCCUCGGCAGGUGUCACAUCCAGGUCCGAGGAGGGUUUCCAGAUUGCAGGCGUGGUGCUCUUGUUCAUUUUCAACACCUUUUUCGCCAUUGGUUGGUUGGGCAUGACUUGGUUGUACCCAGCCGAGAUUGUGCCUCUGAGAAUCAGAGCUCCGGCCAAUGCACUGUCCACGUCUGCCAACUGGAUAUUCAACUUUAUGGUCGUCAUGAUCACUCCGGUGGCAUUCAACACCAUCAAGCAUCAUACCUACACCAUCUUUGCCAUCAUCAACGCCAUCAUGGUUCCGUCCGUCUACUUUUUGUUCCCCGAGACGGCGUACCGGUCACUCGAAGAGAUGGACACCAUCUUCCAAAAGGUCCACGGGUGGAAGGGAUUGUUUACUGUUGUCAGGCAAGCCGAAAUCGAGCCAAGGCGCUAUGGAAAGAAUGGCGAGUUGCUGCUGGAUGUCGACGCCGUCCGUGCUGAGAAGGGCGACUCGAGUUCUGCAGGCAGAGAGAAUGAGCACAGGGAGGUUAGGACUGAGCCGUGACCAAGCAAUUACAUAAAAGCCAUACAUAGGAGAGUGAAUAGACCAAGUUCACCACAGACGGAGCAACGGAGACGGAGCUCUAAAGAUCCCGGCUGAGAUUGGCGAA